AGUUUUUUGUGAUAUUCGAGUUUUGAUUUUUGUGAACCCGGCACAAGCUAAGAAUCCGUUCAGGAGCAUACGCCGGAAAACAAACCUCAUUCCUUCCUCCUUCCUUCUCCUGUUUAGUAUUGUUCUAAAUGCUUUGGUGUAAAGCAGAAAAUAAAUGGUCUAAUAAAUAUUUUCAUUUCAUUAAACAAGUAAAACAUUUUAUGUACGAUUCAGACAGAGCAUUUAUAAAGCAACAUCAUUAGAUCACAAGAAAAUGGUUGGGAUAAUAAAAAAAUUGGAUGAAACUGUUGUAAACAGAAUAGCAGCAGGUGAAGUUGUGCAAAGACCAUGUAAUGCCUUAAAAGAAUUAAUUGAAAAUAGUUUGGAUGCUAAAGCUACUAGUAUUUCAGUAGUGGUAAAAUCUGGAGGAAUUAAAAUGUUGCAAAUACAAGAUAAUGGUACUGGUAUUAAGAAAGAAGACCUUGAUAUUGUAUGUGAGCGAUUUACUACCAGUAAAUUAGAAAAGUUUGAUGACUUAUCUUCUAUUUCAACUUAUGGCUUUCGUGGUGAAGCCUUAGCAAGUAUUAGUCAUGUUGCACAUGUUACCAUAACUACUAAAACUGAGGAUUCCAAGUGUGCUUUUAAGGUUCAAUAUUCUGACGGUAAACCUCUUCAUCCACCUAAACCAUGCGCAGGAAAUAGAGGAACUCAGAUAUUGGUUGAGGAUCUCUUCUAUAACAUGGGUGUUCGCAAGAAUGCAUUAAGGAAUGCUUCUGAAGAAUAUGCAAAAAUAGCUGAGGUUGUAGGGCGAUACGCAAUACACAACUCUGGAAAAUCUUUCUCUUUAAAAAAGUAUGGUGAAGGAAAUAGUGAUGUUCAUACUUUAAUAAAUGCCACUACUCGAGAAAAUAUUAGAAAUAUUUUUGGAGCUACUGUAGCCAGAGAACUCAUAGAUCUUGAAGUUGAAGACAAUCGCUUGAAAUUCAAAGCAAAAGGUUUGAUAUCCAAUGCAAAUUACUCUGUGAAGAAAUGUACUUUUCUUUUGUUUAUCAAUAAUCGAUUGGUUGAAAGCUCUCCAAUGAGAAAAGCUAUUGAAUCUGUGUAUGCUGCAUAUUUACCCAAAAAUAUGCAUCCUUUUUUAUAUUUAAGUUUAGAUAUUCUACCUCAAAAUGUGGAUGUCAAUGUACACCCUACUAAGCAUGAAGUUCGGUUUUUGUAUGAAGCAGAUAUUUUUGAAAAAAUACAACAGGCUAUUGAUGCAAAAUUGCUUGGAGCUAAUACUUCUCGUUCGUUUUUAACCCAGACUUUGCUGCCUAGUGCACCUGUACCAAUUGAAGAAAAUUCAAAGUCAAUUUCUGCCACUGGUGAUUCCACCAAAGAAAAGAAAGUUUAUGAUCAUCAUCUUGUCAGAACUGAUUGUAAAGAGCAGAAACUGGAUGCUUUCUUUCAUUCAUCCCAAACUGAAUCUCCGAAUGCAUCAGAAUCAAAGAUGAAAGAAAAUUCAGAAGAAUUGCAAAGCAGAGUUGAAAUACAGUUAACAAGUGUCCUAGAAUUGCGUGAUACAAUUGAGAAAGAUUGCCAUUCAGGUCUUUAUGAAAUUAUUCAAAAUAUGACAUUCGUGGGAUGUGUUGAUCAGAAAUUUGCUCUUUUUCAACAUAACACUAAAUUAUAUUUAGGAAAUACUCAUGAAAUCAGCAAAGAACUCUUUUAUCAAAUUAUGCUUAGAGAUUUUGGAAAUUUUGGAGCUCUUCGGCUUUCAAAUCCUGCACCUAUAGCAGAGCUGGCUAUGAUUGCACUGGACAGUGAAGACAGUGGAUGGACUGUGGCUGAUGGUCCUAAAGAAUCCCUUGCAAAGUAUGUUGUUGAUCUUCUGAAAUCAAAAGCUCCUAUGCUAGAUGAAUAUUUCUCAGUUGAAAUCGAUGAAGAUGGAAAUCUGUUGACUUUGCCAUUACUUCUUGACAAUUAUGAUCCGCCAUUAAUAAACUUACCUGGUUUAGUUUUGAGAGUAGCUUCAGAUGUAGAAUGGACUUCUGAAAAAGAAUGCUUUGAGUCUUUUUGCAGAGAAAUGGCUUCUUUCUAUGCUGUACCUGAAAAAAAUUUUAAUCAAGGAAAUGGCAGUAAUGUGGAGGAUGCUAGUGGAAAACCAUCUUUAAACUGGACUACAGAACAUGUAAUAUAUGCAGCAGUCAAAAAGAACCUGAAACCACCAAACCGUUUUUCCUCAGAUACUAGCAUAUUACAAAUUGCUAAUUUACCAGAUUUAUAUAAAGUUUUUGAAAGAUGUUAAAAGUUACCUAUAUUUAUAUUACAGUGUUGUGUUGUAUUAUAGAUGUAUAUUAUGUAAUUUAUGACUAAUACACAAUUUAA
Argiope bruennichi is the source of this 2346-nucleotide messenger RNA. RefSeq names its product DNA mismatch repair protein Mlh1-like (gene Mlh1). Lineage: Eukaryota; Metazoa; Arthropoda; Arachnida; Araneae; Araneidae. Gene Ontology annotation, biological process: mismatch repair. Gene Ontology annotation, molecular function: ATP hydrolysis activity; ATP binding; mismatched DNA binding. Gene Ontology annotation, cellular component: MutLalpha complex. The transcript is spliced from 17 exons. The record is from RefSeq and is a predicted model, not a curated record. The coding region runs from base 254 to 2266 and encodes 670 amino acids.